AUGACUCAAUCUUCGAGUGUUGAUUACUUGACAUUAAAAUGCAACCUUCUAAAAAUGUGGAUGCCAGUCAGAGGGGUGCGGACACCGGCUGAUUUAUGGACCAAGAAUUUCGAGAAAUAUUGUGGCAAACAGGUAUAUUGUGCGAUGCAGGAUUGGCUAAAUCGAAGUUUUAAAGUUUUUCUUUUCGAACCACAUUUUGAGAGUUAUUUUGAUAGUCACGCACCAUUUGAAUUCGAUAAAGCAAUAUUGUCGGGAAGCUGCAGCGAAGGUCUUUUCCUCUAUUCUGCAGAGCCACCGGACAUGGAUUUCAUGUGUGUGUUAAAGAAUAUCAUGUUCACAUUGGAGGAUCAACAAAAUGGCUGCUUAUGGUCAAGAGAAGAUACACCUUUUGUUGACGCAUUUAUCACAAACAAAGGAACACAAAAAUUGUGGAGUGCGUUUCAUGACAAUGCGGAAAAAGGAACAGGAAAGCAUCGAUUGUCUUCAAGAAAAUUAAAAGAAAAGCUACAAGAAAACUAUCAGAAAACAGGUAACAUAUUUUCUGCUAUAUUUGGCAAGGAAGAACAAUCCGAAGAGGUAACGGAAGGUGCGGCAAUGACUAUCAGUAAGCCAGAAUCAGCUAUCUCUUACUGUGAUUGUUUGGUGGAAUUCCUAACCAAGUUCUUAAACAAUCCAAUAAAUGAACAAUUCGAUGCGGAUAAAGAAUAUUUGGAGAGUAUCGCCGGUUUGCCUGAUUUACUCUAUACAAGAAUUGUCCAGGCCAGUGAUAUUGUGCUCGCCAUAUUCUGCGAAGGGUGGCCAUCCUGUGCACGAGAAUGGAUUACGCGCAAACGGCAAUGGCCAGAUAUGCAUUCGGUGGACACAAUCUCCAAUAGUGGAUAUCACAUUGUGCCGAAGAGCUCGCCUGAUGGAAAUUUUCGUUUGUCCUUUUCUUGUGCUGAAACCAUGCUGGUUGAAUCUCUCAUACCACUGCAGCACAGAGUAAUGAGAGCUUUUAAAGCUGUGAUGAAAUAUCAUGAAAAUACCUGGAGUCCAAAUCUGAAGAACAUUAUAUCAAGUUAUCAUUUGAAAACCACGGCAUUUUGGCAUUUUGAGAAAACUUCACAAGAAUCUUGGACCGAAGAAACUUUAGUUCAUCACCUUGUCGCAUUACUUGAGGAAUUAGCAGAAGCUUUGAGAAUGCAAAAUCUGCCAAUGUAUUUUAUGCCUAAAGUUAACCUUCUCCAAGAUGUCGAUGCUCCCGAUGUUACGCUGGACCUAAUGGAAAAGAUUUCACAACUUUCGCAGAAUUUUUCUGCCAUGUCUGAAGGUGUAAACAACAACAUUUCAUUGAGGGAUUUUGUUGGCACUGAUUAUGAUAAAAUGUUUAAUAUUUUCGAUAUGGUACGUGAAGAAAAAUUGAAAAAUGCGGAACAAGGUGGGGAAAGAUCAUUCACAUGGUAUGACUUGUUCAAUAUUGUUGGAAACUAA
This is a messenger RNA of Paramuricea clavata, 1470 nucleotides long. The record is from the annotation of a GenBank genome assembly. Lineage: Eukaryota; Metazoa; Cnidaria; Anthozoa; Malacalcyonacea; Plexauridae.